UCCCGGACUUGCUCUUCAUCUUCGAGUUUGUCUUCGGGGGCCUGGUAUGGAUCCUGAUCGCCUCGUCCCUGGUGCCCCUGCCCUUGGUCCAGGGCUGGGUGAUGUUCGUGUCUGUGUUCUGCUUCGUGGCCACCACGACCCUGCUCAGCCUGUACAUAAUUGGCGCCCAUGGUGGGGAGACUUCCUGGGUCACCCUGGAUGCAGCCUACCACUGCACUGCUGCCCUGUUUUACCUCAGUGCCUCAGUCCUGGAAGCCCUGGCCACCAUCACGCUACAAGACGGCUUCAUCUACAAGCACUACCACGAAAACAUCGCUGCCGUGGUAUUUUCCUACGUAGCCACUCUGCUCUACGUGGUCCACGCUGUGUUUUCUUUAAUCAGAUGGAAAUCUUCGUAAAGCAAUAGAACUACUGCUGAAAACCCAGAUGGUGUUAACUGAUUAGCCCACCUUCCGGCAUAAGUUUUUAGAAUGCAGAAAUGCUGUCAGUGAUGGAAAAAAGAAAACAAACCAGAAAAAGAAAAAAACCCACAAAAUCCACGCUCUGUCCCUUGCGGGUGUCGUGUUUACUCUCCCAUGUUCCUUCAUGUCCCAGGUUCGGGGCUUGCUAUGUUUAACCUCCAACUACUGUGCUGUCUUUCCUGUUUGUAAAAGGGCACCUUCUAGUUUGGGGGUGGGAAGUGGGAACUGUGAUCUGAAAAAGAAACAAAGAUCCCCUGCUGAGCCCUGAACCGGAUCUUGAGAACUGCCUCUUGGAAUUUUCUACAGGCUCUUUUGGGCACCCCAUCCUGUGGCGUGUUUCUCAGUCUUCAUGGAUAUUCUGCAUGUCAUGAUGAACUCACCUAACAGAUAUUUUCAGAUGUCCAUGGUGGAAGAUGAUAACCCUUUGAAAUAUCUUAUAAAGUAUCUUUAUGUUCAAUA
Carlito syrichta (Philippine tarsier) is the source of this 920-nucleotide messenger RNA. RefSeq names its product mal, T-cell differentiation protein (gene MAL). NCBI's taxonomy places the organism in Eukaryota, Metazoa, Chordata, Mammalia, Primates, Tarsiidae. Gene Ontology annotation, biological process: myelination. Gene Ontology annotation, molecular function: structural constituent of myelin sheath. Gene Ontology annotation, cellular component: membrane. The transcript has 4 exons. The record is from RefSeq and is a predicted model, not a curated record. Bases 102 to 398 code for a protein of 98 amino acids.